This is a messenger RNA of Silurus meridionalis, 2276 nucleotides long. It is a transcript of the gene bbs12, whose product is annotated as Bardet-Biedl syndrome 12. The record is from RefSeq and is a predicted model, not a curated record. The coding region runs from base 234 to 2228 and encodes 664 amino acids. Lineage: Eukaryota; Metazoa; Chordata; Actinopteri; Siluriformes; Siluridae. Gene Ontology annotation, molecular function: ATP binding. The transcript has 3 exons. Gene Ontology annotation, biological process: chaperone-mediated protein complex assembly; photoreceptor cell maintenance.
GAAGACACCGCGCAUGCGUAAACCCCGACCCGCAUGGCGGUGUGGGAGACUCGCGGUUGUUUGCGGAAAAGGUCUGCCUUUUUUAUUUAGUGUUUUUUUUUUUUUAGCUCGAUCAAAGAUGUCCGCGGUGUUGUUUAGAGAGAGUACAAAGAUUUGCACCAUCAUUGCGAGUUCUCUCCGCACACUGCACUGUGAAAUACACAGAUAGUAAAAUUGCAUCUCUCCACUCCCAAAUGGUGUCACUGAUGGGCAGUGCAGCGACAAACCACGGUUGCCAUAUUGGGCUCCAGCAACUGGAGGCCAUAGCAGCUGCAACUCAUUCAUUUUUGGGGCCCGGUAAGCGGUACAAAAUGAUCCAGGACGAGGCAAGUGGCGAGUCAGUGCUAGUCAGGUCCUGUUAUCGUCUGCUGGAGCAGUUGGAGCUCAGUGGUUCUGUGGCUCAGCUUGUGCACGAAACCACCCGGGCACAUUGGAAGACGCUGCGUUCGGGCACGGCCUCACUGCUUUUCUUGUCUGGCGUCUGGAGCAGGGUGGCAUUGGAAUGUCUUCACCAAGGCAUUUCUAUUCGGCACAUAGUAGCUGGCAUGUCAAAGGGGUUGGAAGUUUGUUUAAAUGCCUGUAAUCUGAGUGCCGUAAAUGUGGAUUCAGUUGUUUUUAAUGCUAAUGUACAGAAACAGCGACUGAUUAGGACAUCACAGAGCGGUGAGGUUUGUGUGAAUACAGUGAAUAGCUUAUUAAGGGACCUUUCAUUGAGUAUAGGAAUGAAGGAAUUAUCCCAGGACCGAUCAAAAACCAAAAAUAGUGUUCAUACACUUUGCUUACUCAAAGACCAAUUUCCAUUAAAGCACAAUUUAAAACUCAAGCACAGCAGGCACUUUAAUUCCAGCCAUAUCACAGAAGAUGGGCAGACACAAACAAAUGUUUUUGACAUCACUCAGCUGGCUGAAGCCGUCUGUCACGGAUGUGAGACGACAGUGAGAUUAGUAAUUGAAGCUAGUAGGAUUCAGUGUGGACACAGUGAAAAUCAAAGCCAUAAAGCAUUAGAUGUUGAUAAACUAGUUACAUGCUUAUUGCCAGGAUUAACUGAGGAGCACUCAAGUGUACUCCAUGGGUACGUUGUGCUGUUGUCUGCAGAACUGGCAUUGCUUGUCAAGCAUUUAGAAGAACGGACAUUAAAGAUGAGCCUGGUUCAUGGUGACCUGAGUGAGAAACAUCGUCACAUAGGUUUCAACAGGCCUAGAGGUGUCACGUAUAUUAGCGAUUGCUUUGAUUUAACAGGAAUCAGUAAAGAGGACAAAUGGAUGGACGAGGCACUGACAAUACUUCUAAAUCUCAAGGUAGACAUUGUACUUGUAAGUGGAGGUGUUUCUGAGCAGCUGAAAAAUCACUGCCUCCAUCACCACAUCCUCAUUAUUGAAAAUGUACAAGUGUCUGUUUUGAAUGAUUUUGCUAAAGCUACGGGUGCACUUCCUGUCUCGUACAUCACGCAGCUCAGCGAGCAAUGCGUUGGCUCUGGAGUUUGUGUGAACACGCAAAGAGAGUAUCGGACUGAAGGAACCGAAUGGAUUGUGGUGAACGUCCUUACAGAUGACACAGUUCUGGUCACGGCCCUCAUCGCGAGCUGUGUUCAUGCUAAGCUCCAGAGUAUGGAGGAUCAGUUUUGGAGCUGUGCUUAUCGAGUGCACCAUGCACUUAAUGACAGAAAACUGCUGCCUGGAGCCGGAGCUGCAGAACUGAUCUGCAUCCAUCAGCUCCAAAAUCAUGAAAAUGUAUCCCAGUCAGAGGAGAAAGGAGACAUGCUCGAUGCAGCAAGAGGAGCAGCACCGUAUGAGCAGGUAAUUCUGCAGAUGAUGGCAGAAGGCUGGAUGGAUUAUGUGUCUACACUGAUGCUGAACACUGGACAUGUCAAAUCCAAAACACAGGCAUGGACAUAUAUAACUCAGCAUAUCAAACAGUGGGGGAACAAAGUGCCUGGAAAUAGUGAGAUGCGGGAAACUCUUCUAAAAAUGCAGAAUGAUUUAGAAAUAAUGCCUGUAGGAGGUGAAAGUAGAGAAGAAGAAGGAAUGUUGCAGAAAGUAAAAAUAGGAGUUUAUGAUAAUAUGAUGGUGAAGUUUGAAGUUUGGAGGAGAGCUCUGGAUCUGGUGUUUUUGAUUCUUCAGUCAGACACUGAAAUUGUCACAGGAAUAAAUAACAGUGAAGGACAAUACAAAGAUUUUGUGAUUCUUUAAUAUACUGUUCUCCAAAAAUAAACAAAUAUUUGUCAUUUCUUCAGUUAA